UGCCGGCCACGGAGCGUUUGGGGCGUUCACUACCUCUAGCCAGUACGGAGUCGCCUGCACUGGCGGAUAGCCCUUACGGGAUAAUUAUCGCGUUUGUCCGUCAUUGUGUUUGUCCGCGCGUGUGUGUGUCGUCCGUCAGUGCGUGUGUGUGGAUAUGGGGCGAGAAAAUGAUUUCAACUAGGAGGAGAAAUAGUAAGUUAUUAGAAGGACACCCUCCUGCAGAACAGGACCGUGAACCACAGAACCACAGGCGUGGUGAGGGAUGGCUGUGCUGUGUCCCCACGUCGAUGGACCAGGCAGGGGACCACAAGGGUUUCAAUUGUUCAACUUCGGCGGGCGCCAAACAGCUACUCGUGACGUUAUACUUCAUUGACCACCUGUCCAUUAUGAGCCAAUUCAUCAUCUUAACAGACGCCCAAAACGACGUAAUUCCCCCAACUCCGUUUCGGAUACAAGGAUAUACUUGCGCUCGCCUACUCAUGCGCAAUGCUGUACCAGCCUAAAACUCAGAAAAUUGAAAGAAUAAUUGUGAAAAAACAAACAAUGUGCCAUCUUCAGAAGCCACAAGCUCUGAGACCGAGUACCAUUAUGAGAUUUGUUAGCUCCGAGUAAAGAGAAGCAUAUCGACACGUUCACUGACAGCCAUUUCGUGCAAGGAAAAGGCGGGAAGGACAGACAAAGACAUCAGCGUCUGAGGUGCACUAGUUCACCGCACCGUGUUACACGCAGAAGACAUGAGUUCGAUUACCGUGUGAGGGUUUUGGGGAUUGUUUUUUUUAAACCAAGUAUCCCCGUCUGCUGUUUCGUUGUAUCCCAAUCAGCCCUGGUAGGCCCUUUCAAGCAGGGUCGAAACAUUUUACUUCCUAAAGUAUCUCAACCGUGUUCAUUGACUCGCAAAGACGCCUACAAAUAUUUACACAGAAACAACAGAAGGAAAGGAAAGAAGUAGGACUUUCCAGUGGCACCCCUAAACCAUCCACUCACUCGGAUUUGAAGUGAAAACUCGUCACAAUACGCAUGUGGAAGUUAUGGAAUCUUAACUCGUGUGCUGAACACUGCGUAAACGCUUGUGAAAUGAUGAUGUUAACCCUUUGAAUACCCCUGCACUUCAGCUCCUUUAUGCAAACUGCUAGGUUCACAUCAUCCGCCCUGAGACGUACAUUAGGAACACAAAAGAGUUAAGUGUCACGCUGAUGCCUGUGUCUAGUGCACAUAAGGGUAAUGCUAGUGUACACUAAGGCGUGCGCUGUGGUUUAUAGGGUUAAAAUGUUCGAUGGGUUUGUAAGGUCAGUACAUUCAAAGGAUUUGUAAAAGGAAGAGGGCGUCUUCAACAGGCCCAUGUUGUUAAUAUCUUCGAAGAGUUUAUAAGAAUAGUAUCUUCAAAGGGUUCUUAGACAAUACGUCCGUCACCAUAUCGUUAACAUCUUGUACAAGACGCUAAUCGACAUAGUGUUAACACCUUGUACAAGACGACCAUCGACAUAGUGUUAACACCUUGUACAAGACGCCCAUCGACAUAGUGUUAACAUCUUGUACAAGACGCCCAUCGACAUAGUGUUAACAUCUUGUACAAGAAGCUAAUCGACAUAGUGUUAACACCUUGUACAAGACGACCAUCGACAUAGUGUUAACAUCUUGUACAAGACGCCUAUCGACAUAGUGUUAACAUCUCGAACAACACGUCUGUGACCUAAGUACUUGAGGUGAGAUGAUCUUCCAGCACGCCGCAUACGCUAUCGCCAACAACUCUUACGACGACAGACCAAAUGAAAACGUCACGGGUCACGUGACAGACACAAACCUUCCCUCUGCCGACAUCUUUAGGGCCGACACCGGUAUCGGCUAUCUGUCUGGACGACACAGCAUGAACGUCAGCACCCCACAAACGUGCGGUUCGAACCUGAGCGGCCAGUGGUCGCUGGUGAGCCCUGUAUGCUCCACCAGGUACCACUCGUUUGGCGUGCUCUUGGUGGUGGCUGGAACGAUGUCUCUCAUCACGCUGUGGACCAUCCUGGGGAAUAUAAUGGUCCUGACCGCCCUCUGCCGCUACGGAUCGCUCCGCACGAUGUCCAACUGCCUCAUCGGCAACCUGGCCAUCAGCGACUUACUUCUGGCGCUGACCGUAAUGCCCAUCUCCACAGGUCAUGACCUUUUAGGCUACUGGGUGCACGGAGAGCGAUGGUGCACAGUGUGGUUGUGUAUAGACGUCCUCUACUGCACGGCCUCUAUAUGGGGUUUGUGCACUGUGGCUUUUGACCGCUAUAUGGCUACUGUGUACCCUGUCUGGUACCACGACAAGAGAUCGGAGAGAAAAGCUAUAGCCUGCAUCGUCUUCGUCUGGAUCUUCUCCGUUAUAGUAUCGAUGGCUCCUUUCAUAGGCUGGCAACACAUGAUCCCUCACUUCUUCACCUUCAACCCCGACAUAAACAAACACGACUGCGUUCUGUUCACGUCUAGCAGUUACGUGAUUUACUCCGCCACCAGUUCCUUCGUCCUGCCCGCCUGUCUGAUGGGCUUUAUGUACAUUCGUAUAUUCAUGGUGCUGCACUCUCAGUCCAAAACGAUGAAGAAAAAAGUGAGUACAUGUGACGACGACUCACCGAUAAGUGCUCGUAACGGUACGCUAGGUGGCCGCGGCCGAUACAAACACGUGCGAGAUACUGUGAGGAGAGACUUUACUACCACCACGUUGCUUUCUGUCUUCUCGGGCGAGCGUGCGUCUUUUGGGGGGUACGAGGAGGUGUGGGAAGGAGGAGGAAGGAUAGGAGACGAAGAAGAAGGAUCGAAAAAGGGAGAGAAAUCUCCAGACAAGGGAGGGUACGAAAAAGUAUGUGAAAAUAGAAGGAGAGGGGAAGGAGGGAGGGGAGGAGCAGGAGAAGAAAUAGGUCUAAAGUCUCCAGAACAGGCAAUGCUGGAAGACGAAACAGAGCAAAGACUAAUACCUAAUAACGACGUGUCCUACAUUGACAGUGCCACAGAGCCGGACUGCCACGAUGUGACUAUCGUGGUACCGCUGUUGGACCGCAACGGUCAGCCGCCCUCCUGCCUAGCAGUGCCCAGUGUCCCCCACACGACAACGCGCAGAAGCAACAGCCUCGCUGGGCCGGGCGACGGCGUGUCCGGGCGGAUGAUCAACAACUCUUCCUCCAACUUCCUCUCCGUGGAGAUGGACAGAAGAAAUAGCCACCACGUGACCAUGCAGCGCAGCGCCUCAGAAAUGGGGAUGGUCAGCCCGGGGAGAAUGGACCUCCUCCUAGCCCCACUAGCCAACCGUAGCAAAAGCGCUAACGUUCUGUCCGUCCCUGAUAGAGACCGCGACAUCCUUGGAGCAGGGGGAGUUGGAGGAAGGGGCGGGGUUAUCCCUCGACGAUCUCUUCCCUGCAACAUCUCCAAGCUCCGACGACGCAAGGGCAUGACCACCAGCAUGAAACGACGCUUCCAGCUGAGAGAACAGCGCGCCACCAAGCGAAUGUUGCUGAUCAUGGCCUGCUUCUGCGUGUGCUGGAUGCCCUUCCUGGUCAUGUACGUCACACGCAGCAUCUGUGUCACGUGCCACCUGGACCAGCACCUGGUGGCCGCCAUCAUCUGGCUAGGCUACGUCAACUCCAGUCUCAAUCCCGUCCUCUAUACGCUUUUCAACGACGACUUCAAGGGUGCGUUUAAGGACCUCAUCGGCUACGGCAUGACCCAGCCGCGGAGACGGACUUUAAGGUAACAAACAACACCAGAACACACAGCAACGCUUUAUUAUCAUGUGCAACGUCACAUUUCGUAUAACCAAAGACGAUUACCGCAUCGGCUACACACUAUGGAAGGUAACAACAUCAGCAAUGUUUUAUUAUCACGUGAAACGUCAUAUCCUCGUACAAACAAACACAGUCUAUCAUCGGCUACACCAUGGCUCAACGACAUACGUGGGCAACAAGGUCACUGUACACAAACACCAACAUUGUGACGCUUUGGGCUCUACUCACUGUGACUCCCCCCCCCCCCCUUCAUCCGCAACCCCAGCCUGAAAGACCUGCACACCUGAACUCGUAAGCGUCAACUGUUAGAAAUAUAUACCUUUGUAAGCUGAGGCGAGCGUUAGGUGGACAGAUGGGUGAAGAAAGUCAAGCUUAUGUGUGUGUUUGUCAGAUUGAACCGUAUAUAUUGUAACACUCCAUACAGUCAACAUAUACGGUUAUGAAACAGUUUAAUGGAAUAUGUUAAAUAACGCCAUGUGACUGAAUGUGUCUGGUGUCCCAGAAGCAAACGGAAGAGCAUUGUCACAUUUCCCCCCCUCCAAUAGAGGGCCAAUAAAAUAUUUUUUAACA
Molecule: messenger RNA, 4316 nt
Organism: Aplysia californica (California sea hare)
Lineage: Eukaryota; Metazoa; Mollusca; Gastropoda; Aplysiida; Aplysiidae
Product: octopamine receptor 2-like
Exons: 2
Coding region: 1709-3715 (668 amino acids)
Biological process (GO): adenylate cyclase-activating adrenergic receptor signaling pathway
Cellular component (GO): membrane
Molecular function (GO): dopamine neurotransmitter receptor activity, coupled via Gi/Go; G protein-coupled receptor activity
Source: RefSeq, a predicted model, not a curated record